Messenger RNA from Gossypium arboreum, 2710 nucleotides. Its product is annotated as pentatricopeptide repeat-containing protein At2g15980. The coding region runs from base 258 to 1739 and encodes 493 amino acids. The transcript has a single exon. Gene Ontology annotation, molecular function: protein binding. NCBI's taxonomy places the organism in Eukaryota, Viridiplantae, Streptophyta, Magnoliopsida, Malvales, Malvaceae. The record is from RefSeq and is a predicted model, not a curated record.
GGUAUGCAGGAAAUUGAAGUAUGUUUUUUGCUUCCACCUUUGAGCCGUCCAUUUCCAUAACAUCAAAUCCUCGUCUCAACGAGCUGCAAAGUCUAUAGUUUCAGGACAAGCACCACUAAAAUAAAACGAGCUGAAAUUAGGCCAUGUUGCACUAGUGUCGAAAUGAAGCGAAGAAAAGUAACCAAUUCUGCAUCAUGAAACAUUGAAAAGGGCUCAAAUUAAGUAGUGGGUCUACUGUACAUAAUUAAACAUUUGCAAUGGCUACCCAAAUUCUUAAAACCCAUCAUCUCCUUUCCAGAACCCCAAAAGAACCCCUUAUUCCUUUGUAUUUCUUCUCCUCUUCCGCCUUCCCCGACACCACUUCUCCGCCGUCCGAUCAACCCGACCCAAUCUCCACCGUCACCUCCAUACUCACCCAUAAUCGCUCCAAGUCUCGCUGGUCCACCGUCCUCACUCUCUUCCCAUCCGGUUUCACCCCUUUCCAGUUCUCCCAAAUUACCCUCCAACUCAAAAACAAUCCCCACCUUGUCCUCCGCUUCUUCCUCUUCACCCAACACAAGUCCCUCUGUAACCACGACCUCUCCUCCUAUUCCACCAUAAUUCACAUCCUCUCUCGUGCUCGACUCAAAACCCGUGCCCGGGAACUCAUCCGCCUUGCAAUUCGGACCCCAGGUAUCGAUAAUGAACCCACUCAUUUCAAACUAUUUGAAUUGUUAGUUAAAACUUAUAAUCAGUGUGGUUCUGCCCCGUUUGUUUUCGAUUUGUUGGUAAAAUCUUGUUUGCAAAUGAAACGGCUUGAUGGGUCUAUUGAGAUUGUUAGAAUGUUAAUGUCUAGAAGGAUUAGCCCUCAGGUUUGUACUUGUAAUGCUUUGAUUUCUGAGGUUUCGAAAUGUUGUGGAGCAAGUAAGGGAUAUGAGGUUUAUAAAGAGGUUUUUGGAGUAGGUAAUGGUGAGAGUGAAAGUGAUGUGAAAAGGAUUUCAAAAGUCCGGCCAAAUGUUCAUACUUAUAACGCUUUGAUGCUCUGUUUUUAUCGUGAAGGAUUGUUGGAGAAAGUGAGAGAGGUUUGGUGUGAAAUGGAGAGCUUAGGGUGUGUUCCAAAUAGUUAUAGUUACAGUGUUUUAAUGGCAGCUUUUUGUGAGGAAGGGAAGGUGAGAGAAGCAGAGGACUUGUGGGCGGAAAUGAAAAUUAAGGGAUUAGAGCCCGAUAUUGUGGCUUUUAAUACUGUGAUUGAUGGAUUAUGUAAAAAUGGAGAGAUUAUAAGAGCUGAAGAGUUGUUUACAGAAAUGGAAUUGAAUGGAAUAAAGGCAACUUGUGUUACUUAUGAGAAUCUUAUUAAUGGAUAUUGUAAAGUUGCAGAUAUCGAUUCAGCUAUGUUGAUAUACAGGGAUAUGUGUAGGAAAGAUUUUAGACCACAGAGUUUAACCGUGGAACUGUUGAUUAGAGGACUUUGUGAUAAAGGUAUGGUACUAGAAGCUCUUGAGAUAAUGAAGGCAAUGAGAGAAGUUGGUGUUUUCCCAACGGGGAUAAGUUAUGAGCUUUUAAUAAAAGGUUUGUGUGUGGACGGAAAGAUGGAGGAAGCACUAAAGCUUCAAGCAGAGAUGGUGGGGAAAGGGUUUAAGCUGAAUCUAGAGAUAUAUGAUGCUUUUAUAGAUGGUUAUUUAAGACAGGGAAAUGAGGAAAUGGUAACAAUGUUGAGAAAGGAGGUGUUAGAAACUCAGAAAGACCCGGAGGGGAAUUAGAUGUCUACUGUUUUACUAGUUGGAGCAGACCUGUUUGAAUAGUGAUGGUAAGUUGUUCUUGCAAUUUGUAUCGGGUUUUGUGCAUUUGUUGCUAGAUGGUGGUCGUCUAAGCUGUAUCGAGGUUCAUUUUGGAUAAUGCAGGUCAAUUGUUGGGAGGAUGCUUUAGAAAUAUUGGUCAUGGUGUAAGGGAGGAUAUCUUUUUCGUUGUGCAAAAAGAAUGUAGUCUUCUUUGAAGAUGGCUCUCUGAUAUAUUCAGUAAUAACAAACAUAGCAAUGUGGCCAUGAAGAUGGAGGCAGGUCUGAGGUGCUAUCGUAAUUGAAGUAAUAAGCAGUCCAAGUAAGUAUUUCCAGCUUCAGAAUAGAUACAUGGUUGUGAUAAGAGUACUUGUAUGAAAUGCAAUACUGAUGCCAAGCUUUGUUUAUUAGAACAAGAAUAUAGAAAUAUAUUAAAUGAUUGAUCCAAGAAGGGAACUCUAUGGUUGCAUUAUCGAUCUUCUUGGAAAGGCUGACAAGCUUUGACGAGGUAGUGAAGUUCAUUCAGGAAAUGGAAUGUAAACCAGACACCCCGAAAUGGAAAACUUUGCUUAGUAUAUGUCUCACACCGAGAGCUCUAAAAAAUAAGCUAAGUGCAUUAAUCCCACGUUGAUUGAUUCAUGGAAUAAUGGAUUUGGAUCCUAUUUGAUUAUAAAAGACAUGAUGCGGCAAGUUCCUUGAAGGAAGAUAUGGUCUGUCCAAAGAUGAAAUGGGUGAAGGAAAGAACAUCCAAAGAGUCCGUCCUUUGUGGUUAACACUAAUGCAUACACCAAAUACAUAAAAGUGUUCCCUGCCAAUUGAUAAAUGAGUCAAGCUACUUGUGUAUUCAGGCUCGACUAAAAGAAUGCGACUAGUUUGUUGUUGGCCAAGCUCAACUUUUUGAAUACUCGAUUAACAUGUAAAGCCGAGUUUGAAAAGAUUUUAUUUUUAUUCUACAA